Molecule: messenger RNA, 1674 nt
Organism: Salvia splendens (bonfire salvia)
Lineage: Eukaryota; Viridiplantae; Streptophyta; Magnoliopsida; Lamiales; Lamiaceae
Product: peptide-N4-(N-acetyl-beta-glucosaminyl)asparagine amidase A
Exons: 1
Coding region: 1-1674 (557 amino acids)
Source: RefSeq, a predicted model, not a curated record
AUGGCACCCCUGAUUCUCCUCUUGACCCUCUCACUCCUCCAGCCGCCCCCCUCUGCCGCAAACCUCCACAAAACCGCCGCCUUCCGCUCCCACUCCUCCUCCGCCGCCGCUGAGGCUCCCACCACUUACUUUGAAGUCACAAGGCCAAUCCCUCUCCCCAGUACUGAACCAUGCUCUCACUCUAUCCUCCAUAAUCAAGAAUUCGCCAACACCUACUCCAAACCACCCAUUCUUGUCAAAUACACUCCAAAAUGCCGAGACUUGGGGAAAGUUGUUCUCGAAUGGACCGCCACUUGCAGAGGGCGGCAGUUCGACAGAAUCUUCGGCAUCUGGCUCGGCGGCGUUGAGCUCCUCCGAAGCUGCACCGCCGAGCCCACCCCUGCCGGCAUUGUCUGGACCGUUAAGAAAGAUGUCACGAGGUACCGUUCCUUGUUCCUCAAGGAACAAAACGUGUCGGUUUAUAUGGGAAACCUCGUUGACACGACGUAUACCGGAAUUUACCAUGUUAACCUCACCUUCCAUUUCUACCCCUCAACCGGAAACCACCUCGAUGUUAGCAGAGCUCCGGCGGAAUUGAUACUCCCCAUUUCUAGAGCUCCGCCGUUGAACGGUGGGGCAUGGUUCGAGAUCCGGAACUCGACAGAUGUACAAGGAAAAGAGCUAAGGAUCCCGAACAACGCUUACAGAGCGGUGAUGGAGGUUUAUGUUUCCUUCCACGAAAACGAUGAGUUUUGGUACUCAAACUUCCCGAACGAAUACAUCUCCGUUAACAACCUCACGGGCGUCCCCGGGAACGGUCCGUUCCGCGAGGUUGUCGUGCGUCUUGACGACGCUGUGGCAGGGGCGGUGUGGCCUUUCACGGUGAUCUACACCGGCGGCGUCAAUCCAUUUUUUUGGAGACCGGUUUCCGCGAUCGGUUCGUUCAAUCUACCGACUUACGACAUCGAAAUCACUCCCUUUCUCGGGAAAUUGCUGGAUUCGAAGCCUCACUCGUUCGGAUUCAGCGUCACCAACGGUUUAAACGUUUGGUUUGUGGAUGCGAAUCUGCAUCUAUGGCUAGACAGCGAGUGGGAGAGGACGAGCGGAGAGGUGCUGGAACACACCGACUCGUCCUCUUCGAUAAAAUCUAGGGUUUCUAGUUCCGAGGGAAAGUUCAGUGCGAAAUUCAGCAGAUCGGUGGCGGCGAGAGGGCGCGUGGAGUCGUCUCGCGGCGUGAUCACGACGGAAUCGAGGCAGGAGCUGAGGUACAAGAAUAAAAUGGAGUUGAGAAAGGGAGGGGGUUUCCAGGUGUUGGAACAGGUGAUCAAAGUGAGGGGGUAUGUGGAGGCGGUGACGGCGUCCGGGGCGGUUUUCUCCUGCGGUUCUUCGCGGUCGAAGAUGGGCGUGCGCCUCUACUCGGAGGCAAACGAGGACAGUUUCAAGGGUAAUGUGAAGUUGGUUUUGGAUGAGAUAUGGCGGGAGAGGUCGGAGUUUGGGAGUAGGUUUGAGAGGUUGAAGAAUUCGCAGAGUGCGGGUGGUUAUUUAGUGGUGGAGAACAAAUCACUGCGUGGUUUGGGAAGGACUGAGCAAGAUUAUAGAUAUCAUGGUGAUGAUUAUUGCUAUUUUAGGAAGAUCAGAAGCGCCAACUACACUAUUUUACAUGACAAGGAGAGUUCCAACUGCAAACCCAUCUGA